This is a messenger RNA of Erigeron canadensis, 2306 nucleotides long. Its product is annotated as fatty acid amide hydrolase-like. Gene Ontology annotation, cellular component: membrane. The record is from RefSeq and is a predicted model, not a curated record. The transcript has 20 exons. Gene Ontology annotation, molecular function: N-(long-chain-acyl)ethanolamine deacylase activity. Gene Ontology annotation, biological process: N-acylethanolamine metabolic process. NCBI's taxonomy places the organism in Eukaryota, Viridiplantae, Streptophyta, Magnoliopsida, Asterales, Asteraceae. The coding region runs from base 105 to 1940 and encodes 611 amino acids.
AUAUCUGAUAUGAUAUGAUAUAUAUUUCCCUUAUCAUUUUAUUUGCCUGCCUUAUACUAGAACUUUUCAUCCAAUAAUAAUAAUUUGAUUAAGUUUAGAAAAAGAUGAUAUUUGGAAAGAAAAAGAAAAUCUCUAUGAUUCCAGCCAGUGAAGUUAACUUGACUCAAGUCAACUAUGAUUUACAAAAACUCCAAGCUCCACGUUUGAGUGGAAUAUGGCUCAAGAUGUUUGCUUAUUUGAUCGAAUUCCCUUUUAUCGGUUCAUGCAUCAUUAGUCACUUGAAAAAUCAGAACAAAAUGGAUGAGAUGCUAAGGAAUAGUGUGAUACCUGAGCCACCAAUGUUUAAACCUGAGUUUCGUCCUCAAGAACAAGAAGCUGGAGUGGUUUGUCUUGAAGAAGAAGCAAAACCUGCAGAUCGAGUUGAAUCGGCUAUGAGGUGUCUUCCACGUUUUGAUCCUGCAAGCAGUUGGAAUUCUGAAUCAACUUCUUUCCGUUACUGGAAGAUACGUGAUUAUGCAUAUGCUUACUGGUCGGGGCAUACCACACCUUCAAUAGUUGCUGAACAUGUCAUCUCAGCAGUGGAAGAAUGUAAGAAUAUGGUACCCCAAAUUCCUUUAAUGAUUUCAUUCGAUGCCGAGGAAAUAAGAAAGCAAGCUGCGGCAUCUACCCAAAGGUUUAAGGAAGGUAAUCCUUUGUCGAAUUUGGAUGGCAUAUUCAUGGCAGUAAAGGAUGAUAUAGAUUGCUAUCCAUAUCCAUCUAAAGGUGGAACAACAUGGUUGCAUGACACACGCCCUGUUAAGCAGGACGGAGUUGCAGUAUCUAGGUUAAGAAGCUGUGGUGUGAUCUUUAUCGGGAAGGCCACUAUGCAUGAGUUGGGCAUGGGAGAUACAGGACUGAAUCCACAUCAUGGUACACCAAGAAAUCCACAUGACCCACUAAGGUAUACAGGUGGAUCUUCAUCAGGAUCUGCAGCUAUUGUAGCUGCUGGAAUAUGUCCUGCUGCACUUGGAUCAGAUGGCGGAGGUUCAAUUCGAAUUCCUGCAUCCCUUUGUGGUAUUGUCGGAUUGAAGACAACUUAUGGUAGAACCGAUAUGACAGGAUGUGUAUGUGGUUUCGGGACAGUAGAGGCUAUUGGACCAAUGGCGUCAAGUGUUGAUGAUGUCAUGCUGGUGCAUGCAGCAAUGUUGGGAUCCUCUCCUGCUGAGAAAAUCAGCUUAAGACCGCCCAUCCCUUGCUUGCCAAAUUUAUCUUCAAAUGAGAGUUCAAUUGCUAGCUUCCGAAUGCGAUUAGGGAAAUACACAGAGUGGUUCAAUGACGUAAACUCACCUGACGUAUCUGGUGUGUGUGGAAAUGUUCUUACAUCAUUAUCAGAGAUGCAUGGCUGUGAAAUAGUCGAGAUUACUAUACCAGAGCUUCAACAGAUGCGCUUGGUCAAUGUCGUUUCGUAUGGUUCUGAAUCACUAUGCUCUUUAGUCCCCGAAUGCCAAAAGGGGGAAUUUCAAAAACUUGCACUGGAUAGUCGUAUAAAUAUGACAAUUUUUAAGUCAUUCACAGCCUCAGAUUAUGUUGCUGCCCAACGUCUAAGGCGGAGAUUAAUGUAUUUUCACAUGGAAAUCUUCAAGAAAGUUGACAUCAUUGUGACUCCGACAACUGGCAUGACCGCACCGAUUAUUCACCCUAAUGCACUCAGUUGUGGUGAAUCAGAUCUCGAGGUUACAGGUAACCUGAUGAAAUUUGUGGUCACAGCAAAUGUUCUUGGAUUUCCAGCCAUUUCUAUCCCUGUUGGUUAUGAUAAGCAAGGACUCCCUAUAGGAUUGCAACUGAUAGGACAACCUUGGGCUGAAGCUACAAUUAUCCGUUUGGCUUCUGCCAUAGAGAAACGGUGGAGUGAACAUAAGAAGAAGCCUGUAAUAUAUUUUGAUGUUCUGAAGGGUAAGUGAGAAACAAGGGACGUUGAUCACUACUCAUGGUCAUGAUGAAUUACUGAAUGAUGGAUUCUUGACUUCCCAACAUCAUUCCAAAAUUAUAAACUUUUAGUUGAUACAUUUAGAGUUAGAAGAGUAGCUCGUUAGAUAGUUGACGCAAUAAGUGCUGGUAAAGGCCGGGACAAAUAGAAAGAGAGAUGAGACAUUACAUAUUCUGAUCGCUAUAUAUAGUUGCUUAGUUGAUGGGUGAUUAUGAUGAUAGAAUGUUUAUAUGAACACAAUGUUGUUCUCGUGCUAAAUGUGAUACUGAUGAUUUUCACUGGAAUAGUUACGUGUUACUAUAUUAUGAGGUAUAAUGAAAAAUUAGUGGUCACUCCUAAA